Molecule: messenger RNA, 469 nt
Organism: Globicephala melas (long-finned pilot whale)
Lineage: Eukaryota; Metazoa; Chordata; Mammalia; Artiodactyla; Delphinidae
Gene: RBP5
Product: retinol binding protein 5
Biological process (GO): fatty acid transport
Cellular component (GO): nucleus; cytosol
Molecular function (GO): fatty acid binding
Source: RefSeq, a predicted model, not a curated record
UCCUUGCCCUGCCCCCUCUAUUCUCCUGAAAUCUUGACCUCCACCUUGGCCAGCCUGGACCAUGCCUCCCAACCUCACCGGCUACUACUGCUUUGUCUCGCAGAAGAACUUGGAGAGCUACCUGCAAGCUCUAAACAUCAACAUGGCUCUGCGGAAGAUCGCGCCGCUGCUCAAGCCAGACGAGGAGACUGACCAUCGGGGCAACCACGUGACAGUGAAGGCCCUCAGCACUUUCCGAAACUAAGCUCUGGAAUUCGAGGUGGGAGUGGAGUUUGAGGAGGACUUGAGGAUCACGGAGGGACGGAAGCUCCAGACCACUGUCACCUGGGAAGAGGAGCAGCUGGUAUGUGUAGAGAAAGGGGAGGUCCCUGACUGGGGCUGGAGACACUGGCUGGAGGGAGACACGUCGUAUCUGGAGAUGACUGCAAGGGAUGCAGUGCACGAGCAGGUCUUCAGGAAGGUCAAGUAG